Molecule: messenger RNA, 2108 nt
Organism: Erigeron canadensis
Lineage: Eukaryota; Viridiplantae; Streptophyta; Magnoliopsida; Asterales; Asteraceae
Product: ankyrin repeat-containing protein BDA1-like
Exons: 3
Coding region: 334-1674 (446 amino acids)
Molecular function (GO): protein binding
Source: RefSeq, a predicted model, not a curated record
GAACAGUUUGAAAUUUCUGUGAACAGAUUGAAAGUAUUAUCGUAUCAAUUAGAAUUUUAAAGUUAGAACGAUAUUCUGCUAUAUAGGAUUAUGUUUGUAGCAUUAGUAAUUUCACAGCUAUUCUGGAAUUUCGGAUCUUCUACCAACUAACUUUCCGUGUUUAAUUUAUGUCACCCUGAUGAAGAAUUGGCGUGGCUCAUAAUAUGGAUUAUACAGUAGCACCUUGUGUUUAUCCUACCUAAGAUCUCUUGUUUCAUGGGACUAUCAAUGAUUGACGUCACAAUAAGAAUUCGCACUUCUUCUAAUCGAAGUUACUUGGCCUAAUUAGUGGUGAUGGUUGUUUGCAAGGCAGCAUGGAAUGACGACGUUGAGCAUCUUCUCAAAGAGAUAGACAUCAAUCCAUAUAUGCUCCAUGCCAUGGCAUUAGAGGGUGGUGAAACUCCAUUACACAUCGCUUGUUUGGCUGGACAUCUCAACUUUGUUGUCACAGUCAUCAAACUACGGCAAGAAUUUUCCUGGGAGCUUAACCAAGACGGCUUUAGUCCUUUACACAUAGCAGCCGCUUCUGGACAUGUUGAAAUAGUGAAAGAGCUUCUCAAAGUUGACCUUGGUUUGUGUUUAAUCAAAGGAAAAGACCGAAGAAUUCCUCUUCAUUUGGCAGUGGUAAAAGGUAAAGUCAACGUUAUUAAAAAUUUGAUUUUGUCGAGUUUGGAGAGUGUGGAAUGCACGACUGCUCAAGGCGAGAAUGGCCUCCAUCUAGCGGUGACCAACAACCAGUUUGAAGCUUUUCAAGUCUUGGUACAGCAUCUGAAGCAUGUCAACAAGGAACAUCUCUUGAAUUCUAAGGAUUUUGACGAGAAUACGAUCUUGCACCUUGCUGUUGCAAGAAAACAGUAUGAAGUGGUUGACUUUCUACUCAACGGCCACGUUACUAGCAAGGAAAUGAUAGGCUUGAAUACCGUAAACAAGAGUGGCAUGACUCCCCUUGAUCUGUUACUGACGUUUCAAAGUGAAUCCAGUGAUGAUAGAAAAAUUGAGAAGAUUCUUACCGAAGCUGGAGCUUUAAAGGCUGAAAAUCUACAAUCUCCGGUUUAUAUAGAAGAAGAAAGGCCACAUCACCAUGAUACAAUACAUGAAAACCCCCUAACCCCAACUAGAAAACUGAUAGACUACUUCAAAUACAAUAACCUCAAUGACUCUCCAAGUAAAGUAAGAAAUAAUCUUCUCGUGAUAGUUAUACUUAUCACGGCUGCAACAUAUCAACCGUCACUUAGCCCACCCGGAGGUACUUGGCAGGAUGAUUCCACUACAAACAAUUCCACUAUCAACAACCCACGUAUAGCCGGAGAAGCUAUUAUGGGUACUAAUAACCCAAUAGCAUAUAGUAUAUUUGUGGUUGCCAAUUCCAUGGGGUUCUACAUGUCGCUUCACAUGAUCUCUGUACUCACCACAGCUUUUCCUUUACGGAUGGAAUUGAGAAUUUCAAUCAUUGCACUUGCUGUAACCUAUGGUGAUUGCAUGAUUGCGAUUGCACCAAGUAAUUUCACAAUGUUUGUUUUUAUUGGAAUUUCAACUGUUCUGCCGUUCUUGAUACCGUAUACUACUACACUGUUGAGAAAUUAUUUGAAGAAGCCGAGAUAUGCAUCACCUCAAACAAGUCAAGUCAGGGUUUGAUAUAAUACACACUCAGUAUUUUAGCAUGCUCUCCGAUGCUAGAAGAGUUGAUUUGAUGUCAGCAGUUGUUUCCUUAGUUUAAUUAUGGUUAUCCCUUUAUAAUGAUAUAUAUAUAUCCACCCCUAACAGAUGUCUUGUUUUUGACUUGUUGAAGUCUUCCUUUUUCAAAUUUGACCUUCAAUAGUUUUGUUUGUGUUAUAUAAGACUGGAUGGAAACUAUAACAGUGAAAAUACAUAGAAUACUCAAUCCAUUCGUAUAAAUUUCAUCUAGUAUUAUGUAGCACAAACAAAAAUAUCUAAUGUCAAAAGUAGAAAAGAAAGACUUCAAAAAGUCAAAAUCUGUUUUGCUACACGUACUGUACAUCUUGUUUCUUUUAAAGUUUGCUUUAUGAUUGUGAGAUUUGUGUCUAAAAAGGAGAUUGAAACCGAUACAU